UGUCUCAGUGCCGGUGUCUUGGGUGCAGAUUCGGAGGACAACAUCGGGAAGUCAGCGUCGGAGAGGCGAGCCACGCGGGAGCUAACGGAGCUGGUGGAGGGAACCCUGGUUGCCGCGGCGAGAGACAUGUGGUCUCAGUACAACCGUGUCAACGCCGCCUUCACACUCCGUACCCUGCAGGAGAUGCAUCAGACGGAGCGUAUCAUCUCAGAUUUGGAGGGGUCCAUCUGGGCGAAGAGAGCCCCCCUCAGAGUGGCUCAGUCCAGGCUGGAGGAACGCACCUAUAGACCUAAUAUAGAGCUCUGCAGGGACCAACCACACACCAGGUUGCUGUCUGAGGUGUCUGGUCUCCAGGACACUGUUUUAUCUCUGAGACAGAGGUUGUCUGAAGCCCAGGCCGCCCUGCAGCAGCUGGCUGGUUGUAAGAGUGUUUUAGAACAGGAGCUUUACACUAAGGCCCAUUCCCUGUUUAUCGACCAGGAGAGAUGUCUAGGACUCCGCAAGACAUACCCCCACCCCAAGACUGGUGGGGUACACAUAGACAAGACAUACCCCUCCACCCCUAGACUGGUGGGGUACAUAUAGACAAGACA
Molecule: messenger RNA, 593 nt
Organism: Oncorhynchus tshawytscha (Chinook salmon)
Lineage: Eukaryota; Metazoa; Chordata; Actinopteri; Salmoniformes; Salmonidae
Product: tektin-3-like
Exons: 3
Biological process (GO): cilium assembly; cilium movement involved in cell motility
Cellular component (GO): microtubule cytoskeleton; nucleus; sperm flagellum
Source: RefSeq, a predicted model, not a curated record